AUGGCUAAAAAAAUCAGUAAACCUCUGCAAGAAUCGCAAUUGCGCAAUAAAACGAAAACAAUCGCUUGGAUGGUCUCCCAUUGCAAGACUCACGGUCAACGUGAAAAAUACGUGGAGGAACUCCGCAAAUAUAUGGACGUCGACAUUUACGGGGCCGACUACACCCAGCACGCGCCACCCCAUUCCUACAUCGACGCCCUAAAAUACAAACCGAAAGAGUUGGCCGCUUAUCUGAAAAUACUCGACGCCGACAACGCCCUAUACAACGAAUAUUUCUGGUGGAAGGAUCACUAUCGAGUUGAGUUCAUCUCGGAGUACACAUCACGUCACGGUUUCUGUGGUCUCUGUCAAAAGUUACAUGAUAUUCAAACUCAAUUUAAAUCCUUUGCUGAUCAAAGAGUGAUCUCUGAUUUGGGUGAUGACAGCAAAUGUCAACCCAUUGAUCCUAAUUUGGUAGCAUAA
Messenger RNA from Daphnia pulicaria, 462 nucleotides. RefSeq names its product alpha-(1,3)-fucosyltransferase C-like. The record is from RefSeq and is a predicted model, not a curated record. NCBI's taxonomy places the organism in Eukaryota, Metazoa, Arthropoda, Branchiopoda, Diplostraca, Daphniidae. Gene Ontology annotation, cellular component: membrane. Bases 1 to 462 code for a protein of 153 amino acids. The transcript is spliced from 2 exons. Gene Ontology annotation, molecular function: alpha-(1->3)-fucosyltransferase activity.